AUGGUUCACAGCAGCUCUUCUUCCCUGUUGAAAACGGCACCAUCUGCUUCACCUCACCAAGCAGAGUUGACUUCCAGCUCAGAUUCCACGCUGGUUACUACUCUGACUCCUGCUGAUGUAAAAUCUCCUGUUGUAACCACAAUAAAAGCAUCAAGCACAAAGUCGAGCCCAACGUCCAUCGGGCCAUCUCCACAGACAACAGCUCUUGCUCAGAGCCUGUUCAAUGGUCGUACAUCAGGCAGGAAAAGGACUCCUAAGGCUUGUGACUGUUGUGGCCCCAACAGUUUAGGACACAAUGCUGCAACCUCGAGCAGAGGGAAGGGGACGCCAGUAGGGAGGGGAAGAGGGAGAGGAAGAGGAGCUGGCAAAGACUUUGGUGACACCCCUAAAAGAAAAGUUGGACAGUUGACAGUCCUCAAGAACUUUAAUUUGAACAAGAAGAAAGUACAGGAAACAGAAGAUGGAGAUGAUGCACAGGAGAAGUUGCAAAUGCCUCUGCAACUGUCUAACACACCGUCACAAACGCCUGUUCAUACAACUGUCCAAGCCACCCCAAAAGAUGGACCAAUACAAAACUGUACUGCUCCAAAGAAAAGGGUUGUGCAGAUAGAGGAGGAUGUGUUGAUGCCAGCUUCAGGGUUCGCUGGUGUGUUAGAGAAAGUACGUGGUGAUGAAAAGGAUGUAGACUCAAAACUGUUAGGACAGGAAUACAGGGGAACAGUAGCAGUUAGAGGUCAAGGACAAGGGAAAGCCAUGACUGUGUCAAAAAUUGAAGGUCAUAUUCCAAUAAAAAGCCGAGGUAAAGGUCAUGGGAUGAGUUCAAGAACAGGUGCCUUAGCUCAGUCUGUGUUAAUGCAAAAACAAGAUUCACAGAUGGACCAAAAUGACACUGACCCUGUUAUAUCUCAGUUUGGAAAUGGAAACAUGGUAAACUUAUUGGACAUGGACGGGGAAAUGGAGGACCACAGCAUAAUUGUGUGUGAACCUGCAGUAUCCUGCAUCGAAGACCUUGACUAUAAAAUGCAGGUGGACCAUGACUCUGACCAAGCAGACCAAGUGUCUUUAUCAUUAAUGCUGCCCAAUGGAAACAUGUCACCAACAGACUGUGACCCUACAUAUUUACCUGUGAAGGAUAACACAUGUAACACAGCCACGGUUCCUCCUCCUGACCCAAUAACUGUGAGCAGCACCGAGUACCUUUGGGCAUUAAGUGACCACAAACUAUACUGUCAGACUGGAACCUGGGCAAAAGAUGAGACAGGAGAAAUGUUAAAUAAAAAUCAGGCUGAAGAAGGAGAUAUGGAUACGGAUCUACAGAGUAAGGAACGCCUGGAGCAGCUUAUUGACACUGUCCAUGACUUUUUAGAGAGCUCCUAUUUAAAAUAUGGCAGCUUCACUCCUCUCAGUGAGUCUGACGUCCUGGAACAUCUGAAAAAGAACGGAAACCCUGACAUCAACAGCAGUGGACUGGACGUUAAAGGAGAAAUGACUCGGUACAUAGCGGCGUUGGCGUCUGCUCCUGUUGUGGGCUUCAUGGUCACAAAUAAUAAACACACACUGAGUCUGGAGGACCUCAGCACGCUGGAGGAUCAGAACUGGCUCAAUGAUCAGAUUAUUAACAUGUAUGGGGAAAUCAUUAUGGAGGCAACAGAGCACAAGGUUCAUUUUUUCAACAGUUUUUUCUACAAGCAGUUGGUCGCCAAAGGUUAUGAUGGUGUGAAGAGAUGGACUAAAAAGGUUGACUUGUUCUCCAAAUGGUUGUUGUUAAUUCCCAUCCACUUAGAAAUCCACUGGUCUCUUGUCACGGUCACCAUGGCAACCAAAACCAUCAGCUACUAUGACAGCCAAGGCAUCGUUUUCAGACACACAACCGAUAACAUUAUGAAGUAUCUUCAGUCAGAAGCCAGAGAGAAAAAGCAGACAGCUUUCCAGAAAGGCUGGAAGAUUACCAUCAUCAAGAGUAUCCCACAGCAGAAAAAUGACAGCGACUGUGGAGUUUUUGUUCUCGAGUACUGCCGUUGUCUGUCGGUGAAGCAGCCUCUGCGGUUCAGCCAGGACGACAUGCCGCGCAUUCGAAAGAGGAUCUACAAGGAGCUCUGUGACUGUUGCCUGAGCGACUAA
This is a messenger RNA of Nematolebias whitei (Rio pearlfish), 2121 nucleotides long. RefSeq lists its product as uncharacterized. Gene Ontology annotation, biological process: protein desumoylation. The record is from RefSeq and is a predicted model, not a curated record. The transcript has 9 exons. Bases 1 to 2121 code for a protein of 706 amino acids. Gene Ontology annotation, cellular component: nucleus. Lineage: Eukaryota; Metazoa; Chordata; Actinopteri; Cyprinodontiformes; Rivulidae. Gene Ontology annotation, molecular function: deSUMOylase activity.